This is a messenger RNA of Daldinia childiae, 891 nucleotides long. RefSeq lists its product as uncharacterized. The coding region runs from base 1 to 891 and encodes 296 amino acids. Lineage: Eukaryota; Fungi; Ascomycota; Sordariomycetes; Xylariales; Hypoxylaceae. The transcript has a single exon. The record is from RefSeq and is a predicted model, not a curated record.
AUGCCGCCUCAUUUGCGCAGCGCGUCAGCACGCGCGAACUCAGCAAACCAAAGUGACGAACCCUCGAGCAAAGGCACAGCCAAGACCCCAAAGCUUACUGCAACGAGGGGGAGCAAGAGAAAGUCCACUGACUCGCAGUCAUCAAGUAGACCUAAGCGAGGAAAGCAGGCUGACGUAUCCGACACCGAGGAACCAGAAGAGAUUCCCGACGAGAAACAUAAACCGCGCCUAACAACGCCAGACUUGGAGUUCGACUAUGAUCAUAGUCAGCUGCGCGAUCCGCGCUCCACGCCCGGACGCGUAAGACGACCGCGAUGGGAAAGUUUCGACAUGCCGGAGGGCUUCAAAGAGCGGUUCUAUGUUCCUAAGCCAGGGAGGCCUAAGGGCCAGACAAAAGCUGCACGAGAGCACAGUCUUGACGAGCAAAAAAGCCUCCUAGACCCUAGCGAACCAUCUCAUGACUUAUAUGUAUGUCAUAAAAAGGGUCGCAAGGGUUCGCCCACAUAUGAUGUUGCCGGCUUCCAGUUGGACUGGGAGAAGGUGGACUCCUGGAUGCACCCACCAGCAUACACUAAGUCGGGAGUAGUAGACAGGAUGGAGAAAGUCAUAAAUAAAAUGGAGCGCGAGGAGCGCGAAAUGUUUAAGAUAUUCUUCGUAGAUGGCAAGCCGCCGGAUGCUGAAUCCACGAUGGUCGUCGAAUAUUUGCAAGACCACGUUUCGAAGGAUCUCGACGUACCCUGGCACCAAAUUGGCCCUAAACAUCUUGUCGAAUGGGAGAAAAGGGGGUUCCCGAAGCAAAAGGCCGGAAAAUGGUGGCGAGAGCCGAAUGAGAUGGAGGAGUGUAGGAUGAUGAAGAUGUCAACCGGUGCUGAUUAUAGGAAAGACCUGUAG